Hippoglossus stenolepis (Pacific halibut) is the source of this 3842-nucleotide messenger RNA. RefSeq names its product chemokine-like protein TAFA-4. NCBI's taxonomy places the organism in Eukaryota, Metazoa, Chordata, Actinopteri, Pleuronectiformes, Pleuronectidae. The transcript has 5 exons. Gene Ontology annotation, molecular function: receptor ligand activity. The record is from RefSeq and is a predicted model, not a curated record. Bases 334 to 741 code for a protein of 135 amino acids.
AGCUGACAUGUACUCUCUCCUCAGAGUGUGUGAGUGUGUGUGUGUCUGUGUGAGUGUCUGUGUGAGUGUGUGUUCACAGAGCAACACAUCACGUCCUGCAGGAGAAAUCCCAUCAUCACCUGCACUGGCUCCAGGAAGAGACGCUGCUCACCUGCUCCACAGAUUCACUGUCGUCGCGGUUGAGUCUUGAACUGACGCAGGAAAGUUGGAGGUGAAGAAUCGGAUGUGAACCUGUGACUCCUCGGUGAGAUGAUGGUGUGAGUGAUGUCAGCACUGACACUGACGGAGGCUUCGGCUGAGGAUCAUCAUGUAGAAUCAAUAACCUGAGGCAACAUGAAGCUGAGCUCACCGGCUCGGCCUUUCCACUGGGGUCUCCUGCUCCUCUGGAUAGUGAGCCUCUGCAGCCGGGGACAGUCCACUGGCAACCAAAGCUCCGGAGGACAGACAGGGUCAUUGCAGGAGAGGACGGGGACAUGUGAAGUGGUGGCUGCUCAUCGUUGCUGCAAUAAGAACAAGAUUGAGGAACGCUCUCAAACAGUCAAGUGCUCGUGCUUCCCAGGACAGGUGGCGGGGACAACAAGGGCUCUGCCCUCUUGUGUUGAUGCCUCCGUUGUGCGUCAGAAGUGGUGGUGUAAAAUGGAGCCGUGUCUGGAGGGGGAGGAGUGCCGAGUUCUCCCUGACCUCACCGGCUGGUCGUGCAUCUCCGGGAACAAAGUGAAGACCACAAAGGUGGCGCGGUAGCAAGACAGAGGAUCCAUCUAAUUGGUGCGAGCCCGUCCCGGCCUGCAGCCGUCACCUCACUAACUCUGGACGCCGAGGACAGCGAACGCCUCGUCAGAUAGAGCAAAGAACAAUAUAGAUUUAAUUAGAUAUCUGCUGGCUGAGUUUUACAUUGCAGGAACUCAUUAUUUUUAAUUUCCUUUGGCUUGAACACAAUGUUAGUCGAGGUUAAUCCCAUGGAGGGGACAAUCUAUUAGCAAUUAACUUAAGAUAAAAAAGAUGCAGAGUCAUGUCCCAUGCAGGCCACACACACACGGCUCCUAUAUGCAGCCGUCUGUAUCAGUGCUUCGGUGCUUGAUAUGCAGCGCGCAUUGUGACGCACUCAAUCAAAGUUUGGAUGGGCCUGCUGGCAGACACUUAAAAAGAGAUUUUGUGGAUUUUCACCAGGCACAAUGUGAAUCCAGUCGGUGGCUUGUGACUCUCCCCGAUCAAAGCGGAGGCACACAAACACUGAGAAAUUUAUGAUUAUGUAGCAUUUGUAGACAAUGCUGUCCCGCAGACGUACUCCGAGUUUUGUAAAGAGGUCAGAUCCCUUGGACUAGCUCCUACCACAGAGAGGCAGUCUCACAAACAAACACACACACACACACACACACACACACACACCACACACAUACACAAAGGCUGCUUUUCCAACUCCGCUGGUUGGACAGGCCACCACCUGCAACGCUGUGAUGGCAUGCACACAAGCAUGAAGCCCUGAUGCAAAACAAGAACUGUUUGAAAUGCUAAUCAUGAGGAGAAAGGGGGAGAGAGGAGAGACGAGCAGCUUCUCCACUGCUGAGAGUAUUUACAUCAUGCUUUUUGUUUGUCUCUCUAAACUGAGUGCUCCUGUGGAGGGGACUUCUCUUGUAGUAAUGAAGGGAAACAGUGGAGAUUCUCUGCCUUGAAGCGAACGGCGGCUACUAACAGAAACAGAAUGUUGUUUAUAUUAUUAUAUAUGUGAUAUUAUUGUUAUUACCUCCUCUGUGCUCUUCAUAUGACUGAUAUUCCUUCUGGACCCACCUUUACUGCCUCUUUUUUAAGCGCUAAAUUCCAGCCAAACAUUUUUUUGUUUUCACCCCUUGCACUGAAGAAAUAUUUUAUAAUAUAAAACACAGCAAGCAAAAAAUCAUCCCAUCCGAGACGUCGGAUUUGAAUGGACGUCCCCCCCCCCCACUGUGCCGAUUGAAAGCAGCCGAAAACGAAGCAGUUUGCUCAGCGUUCACCUAACGUCAUCAUGCAUUAAGCCUGUUUUUGCAGUGACAAGACGAAGUGACUGAGCUUUCACGCAGUCCGAGGCAAAUUAAUGCGCGGGUUUUGCUUUGUAAACAUUCCCGUUCUAAUUAUUAUUUCAUGCUCAGGGUGCUGUGAAUGUUAGAUUCUUGUAAAAAGGCAUUUUCAGAUGUGCGGGACCUUUUUUUUAGUUGAAAAGCUCCAUCUCUCACUGAGAUCAAUGGUGUCAUCCAGAGCAAUACGCCUCUGGUGACUUAUUUUGUAGAUUCACUGGAAGAUUAUGACACGGUUAAUCAUUCGCUGUGAUUCUGAGCUUCACAACCAGCAGCGUCCACCUCGUACCUGUGUGCUUUUAUAAACCAUUCCGACGACAGUAUUUUCAAUAGAACUCAUGUGACACCAGCCCCUCGAUUAAAGUGCAGUGAUGGUGUUUCAGGACUAAAAGACCUUGGGUGUAUUAAAUGAGUGGACACACAACUAGAAGCUCUUUCACCCAACAAGACUGAACGCUAUGUGAUGGCCUCAAAAUGAAAUACACAGGUAGUGCCAGUACUUUGUAUUGGCAAUAGAUAUAUCGUGUUAGAUUGUAUUACAAUGAACAGGGGAGAUUUUAGGGGAGAUAUUCAAUGUAACUCCAACUUUUAACCAUUCAAACUAUUUUCAAGCUGGAAUACUAAACCUGCUCUGGUUCCAGCGUCUCAGUUCUCAGUCUGAUAAUGUCUGGCAACACAUACACAAAACUAGAAGGGCACUCAAUGGAGCGCUUACCUCUGCCAAAGCCCCGACAGUCCCCUUAUGAAACCACAUUUAAAUUCACUGGAUGCAGAUUUGUAUUUGGAUCUGCACCAAUUUGUGCACACUCAUAAAUAUCGGUCCCCUUAAACUUGUCUGAUUCUUUUUCAUCAAGAUUCAUGACGCCAUAUCUCGCAAUGUAUAACGACUCCAUCAGCCCCCCCCCACCGAUCCAGAUCCGCACCAGAGUUCAGUGGGUUCUUUCCUGACCCACAUCGCAUCCUAUCGCCAAGUUUGGUUGUGAUCCGUCCAGUAGUUUUUGUGCAAUCCUGCUAAUUGACAGACAGACAAACAAGAAAUCAUUGCAGCUGCAGCUCCCAAUUUUUAAUUUAACAGUUUGUCACUCUUGAUUUUUUUUUAAAUGUUGGAAGCUUGAGUGCAGAGAAAAAUCUUUUUUUUAUGAUGUAAACCAACUCUGGGAGUAAAAGAACAAACAAUUCAAGCCUAUUCUUCAGCUCUGCAGUUAAAUGGGCUGUGAUUGGUAAAGAUGCUUGUUCUGGUUUCACCUUCCAGACCUGAAAAGUUUACACAGAAGAGAUAAACUCAGGAGCUAAGCCCAGUAGAAGUAUUAUCCUAGAUUCUUGCUCACUCUCCCAUCUUUGCGUUAAUAUAUUGCACAGAUUUGCAAACCUAACUGAAGUUAAAGGUCCAAAGAUUCUCUGAUUGUUCUUGAAAUCUGAGCAGAACCUGGACAUUGAGCUUCGGAACAAUCAGCAACUCGUUAAAGCUCCAUUUCCUCACUGCUGCUGCAGAGAAGAUGAAUCCACCGGGAGUGUAAGUGGAUGUUUGACUUUCACAUCAUUUCCCUCCUCAUACUCUCGUCUUUUCUUGAACAUAUAGAGUUUUAAAUGUUUUAUUCUUGUAUCCGAGGUAGUACUUUACUGUCUACUGUGUAUUGUCUGUUACAAUAAGUCGGCUUUUCAAACUUCUGACUCUGACAUGAUGUGAUUUUCCAACUCUGACCUCUGACGUAAAUAGAAACACACGAUUGUGAAGUAAGAGGGUUCUGUUGUCCAAAACUAAGUUUUUUGAAUAAAACUUUAAAAUAACAUGAA